UCCUCAUCAUUCAUCCACUCAUCCACUCAUCCCCAUACGAAGCUGGUCUUUCCCAAAGCAGGUCUUUUAGUCCAAAUACACAUCGUCAUAUCCAAAUCCUUUUCAAGUUCAGUUUCAAUACCAAACUUCCACAAUGCAAUUCUCGAUCGCUCUCUUCUUGGCUCUUGCUGCCGCAAGUGUCUCUGCUUCAUCCGGUCUCUCUGGAAGCGGAACCGCUGUAGGUGCUGCUAAGGCAACCGGGUUCGGAGCUGCUAAGGCCCAGCGGAACUGGUGCAAAGCCAGCUUGGCCUCCUCGCGUCGUACACGUCCAUACCGCCGUAAGGAUUCCAACGAGUCAGGAUCCGCCAAGGGAACCGGAGCCAAAGGUGAUGGUGGCUCUGCAAAGGCAACUGGUGCACAAGGAGCAGGAUCUGCUAAGUCCACUGGGGGAGCGAACUCCGGUAGCGAUGGCAAUGUGCAGCCAAGGGCUUCCAGAGACAGCAGAAGCUGGCUCUGCAAAGCGACUGGAGGGAGCUCGACAAAGGGGUCUGGAACUGAAAACACUGGCAAGGGAUCCGCUUCUGCUUCAGGUAAAGGGGGAGCGUCAGCUUCAGGGGUUGCAUCGGCAUCCGGGGCUGGUGGCGCUUCUGCCACUUCUACUUCUCCAGCUAUCUCCACUGGUGGUGCCGCAUCUCUAUCCAAUAAUGGAGGGAUGGCUGCAGUUGCUGGUCUUGGUGUUGCAUUCGCUGUUUUCAUGUAAAGAGCUUUAGAUUCUUUAGUGGUGUGAUAUUGCUCAAUUUCAGAGUCAUAUGUUGAAUUGGAUGGAAUUGGAUUGAGUGGUUUGUACAUACCUUUCUGAUGUGAAUAGGGCGGCGUAUCGGGCAUCCUUUUUGAGGCGGGUGGGCGGCUUUGAUAUUCAUAGAUCGAGCUGGUCUCUGGUGACCGACGAAACAAUCACUCGUUCUUAUUUUUGAUGUAACACAGGAUUGUAAAAUCUGGCUAUUUUUCUAUAUAGAUAUGAUUGAAGGG
Messenger RNA from Botrytis sinoallii, 1008 nucleotides. RefSeq lists its product as uncharacterized. The transcript is spliced from 4 exons. Bases 134 to 739 code for a protein of 201 amino acids. The record is from RefSeq and is a predicted model, not a curated record. Lineage: Eukaryota; Fungi; Ascomycota; Leotiomycetes; Helotiales; Sclerotiniaceae.